Messenger RNA from Trypanosoma grayi, 1020 nucleotides. RefSeq lists its product as hypothetical. The transcript has a single exon. Bases 1 to 1020 code for a protein of 339 amino acids. The record is from RefSeq and is a predicted model, not a curated record. Lineage: Eukaryota; Euglenozoa; Kinetoplastea; Trypanosomatida; Trypanosomatidae.
AUGAGGCGCGUUGCUGCCGCCUUUGCUGUUGCUUCUUCUUCUUCUUCGCGAAGACAGGUGGUGCGCUGCUGUUGCUAUUAUCGCUGGCUUCACACUGCGGUAACGGCGAGCUCCUCCGGGGCCUCAGGGAGUGGCGUUUCAGAGGAGGAGGCGCAGUUGCUCGCGCAGCUCUCGGGGGCCCUCUUCCGGGAUGAGGCCAACGCCCUGUCUGUGCCCUUGCCGGAAAUUAGUAGCAGCACCAGCGGUGGCAACUUGAUGGGCCUGAACGAUGACACAGAGUCGUGGCAAACGCAGUUGUCAUCAGAGGACUGCAUGGAUGCCGCUCUCGACCCGCUGCCUCAACAAGAACUGCACCACGACGAAUUAAAACAGGGGCAUCAGCUGCAAUCUGAAAACGUUUCGAGUGGUGGAAUGUCUUCGUUCGCCCACGCCAUGCGAAGCGUUGUGGCGUGUGGCGAUUCGGGCAAUGCGUCGACUGCGCUCGCCGCAGCGUUGUGUGCCGUCAUGACGAGUGAGGCGACCGUCGCGAAUCGCGCCGUCUCGGAGUUGCUGCUGCGCGGCACCGACGUAAAGGCGGUCCUCCCCGACGGAACCCUGCGCGGUGUGUGCAUUGAGCAGAAGUGCCUGAGCCAGUGCGACUUCUCGACGCUGUCGUUUCUGUCGGUGCGCGCGACAGGAGUGGACUUCUCCCGCAGCCUCUUCUACGCAUCUAUCUUCCACAAUACGGUGUUCACCCAGUGCUGUUUCGAUGGCUGCGUGCUGAAGGAGCUGCGCUGCACCGGCAAUGUUCGUUUCGUGGGGUGCUCGUUUCGCUUUGCCAGCAUCGCGAUGCGCGUUGCAGCAAGCGAGGCAUCAACAGCUGCUGUAACAAAGGCGGGCUCCACAUGCGUGGUGUUUGACCGCUGUGACUUUGAUUUGGCUGACUUUGAUGGCAGCGACCGGGUUCCGGCGCGCUGUUUCGUGGGCUGCUUUAACACUGAUCUUGCGGCGAAGUUCCCUCCACGUACAGUGACAGCGUGA